GCGAGAGGUCAAAGUGCAAUAAAGUUUCUAAAGUUUUAAACUUGCAGAUUUUCAAAAAGGCCAAUAACUUUGUUGUUACUUCGCAAAAAUGUGUGCUUUGAGGAUAUUUAGUAGGGAAAUAAUACGGACUAGAAGCCUACUGCAAAAAACCACAUGCCAAACGGAUUUGUUAAUGAAUAAAUCGAAUAUUCCUGUAAAUGCUCACAGAACUUUAUCAACAGUGAAUUAUGAUGCCGAUAAUAAGAUUUGGAAGAGCCCAUAUCCAAACAUUGCAAUACCAGACAACGUACCAUUUGUGCAUUAUUUACUACAGGAGUUCAAACAGUAUGGGGAUCAGGUCGCUAUGAUCGAUGCUGUAAAUGACAAACAUUCAUACACAUAUAAUGAACUGAUAGAUGCAGUAACUAAAGUGGCGAGUGCCCUUACAAAACAAGGUAUGAAGAAAGGCGAUGUCUGCGUCAUAUACAGUCCUAAUAUACCAGAAUAUCCAAUAAUUUAUAUGGCCGUAGCCGCCAUUGGAGGAAUAGUGUCUGCUGCGAAUCCUGUAUAUACCUCAGAGGAGCUUUUGUAUCAAUUGGACCACUCGGGGGCCACUAUGCUUGUUACUGUUCCAAUGUUUGCUGACAAGGCAAGAGAGGCAGCGAAGAACUAUGGUAAAAUAAAGCAAAUGAUUGUGUUUGGAGAGAGUGAAGGGUUCCAGCCAUUCUCUCAACUGAUGGAUGACGACAGGUCAGCGUACACAGAAAACAUUGAGAUAGAUACCAACAAUGACUUACUCGCUCUACCUUAUUCAAGUGGAACUACGGGGCUACCAAAGGGUGUUAUGUUGUCACAUUAUAAUAUCAUCUCCAACAUUGAGCAACUAAGGCAGCCAUACAUGAUGGGCUAUGAUAAUGAAACUUUCCUGGGAGUGCUACCAUUCUUCCAUAUCUAUGGUCAGGUGGUUGUCCUGUUUACUGGCCUUAUCUGUGGCUCAAAGAUUGUCACCAUGCCAAAGUUUGAUCCUCAGGUUUAUCUCAAUAGCAUUGAAAAACACAGGGCAACCAUGCUGCAUAUUAUCCCCCCUCUAGUCUUAUUCUUGACCCAAAGCCCUGAAGUACAUGAUAUUGAUAUAAGCACUGUCAAUGAUGUCUUCUGUGCGGCCGCUCCACUGGGGAAAACUUUAGCAGAAGAUUUCACAGUGAAAAUGAAAUGUGAUAGGUUACGGCAAGGCUAUGGCUUGACCGAAACUAGUCCUGUUACUCAUUGCAACCCCAAGGAAAACUGGGUAAUAUCCUCCAUUGGGGUGCCUGUGCCUAACACAGAUGCUAAGAUUGUGGAUGUAGAGACUGGUGAGAAACUGGGACCUAACCAAGAUGGUGAGCUUUGUGUCCGAGGACCUCAGGUCAUGAAAGGGUACUUAAAGAAUAAAGAGGCAACUGACAAAACCAUCAUCGAUGGAUGGCUACAUACUGGAGACAUUGCCAGGUUUGCAGAUGAUGGCCAUACCUACAUCGUAGACAGACUUAAGGAGCUCAUCAAAUACAAAGGGUUUCAGGUGGCUCCUGCUGAGCUAGAGGACUUGCUAGUGAAACACCCCAGUAUUGCUGAUGCUGCAGUGAUUGGUAUCCCAGAUGAGCGAGCUGGAGAACUCCCUAGAGCUUAUGUAGUGCUCAACCCAGGACAGGAUAUGGACCCUGAUGAAGUCGCCAGUUAUAUAGAACAAAAAGUGGCACCAACUAAGAAACUGAGAGGGGGAGUAGAAAUAGUCAGUGAAAUACCAAAGUCAGCAAGCGGGAAAAUAUUACGUCGCUUCCUCAAAGCUAAUUAUUUAAACAAAGUAUGAAUACAAUUAUGAAAUGGGACCCUUCCAGUGUUUGUAACAGCGAUAAUUUCAAGACAAUGAUCAUUGAAAUAUACAGGGUGAUCAUAAAGUAAGAUGAAUAGCUAGAUUCAUAUAUAUUUACAGUAGUUUCCAUCUUACUUUAGGAACACCCUGUACAUGUAAUAAAGUAGUGGUCUUCUUAGUGAUAUAUUAGUUGACUAACACGUGGUUAUAAAACAAUAAGGAUUUUUAGUCAUUUACUCAGGCUGAUCAAAAGUACUUAUAAUUGAACAUAUUUUUGCAUGGGCUAUUUUAUACACAUAGCCAGUGAUGCACAUUCAUAAUUAUGUAGACUCAUUGUUAAGGAAUACUGUGGUAUUAGAAACGUGAUUUAGAGCCUCUCUUUACCACACAUGCAAUACAAAUCAUAUAUUUUUGUGCAUAUAACACUUUAUUUGGGCAUAUGGUUUAGGAGUAAUAUGGUUACGGAAAUUUGAUUUCGAGCCCCGAUAGAUAUAAUCA
This is a messenger RNA of Owenia fusiformis, 2326 nucleotides long. The record is from the annotation of a GenBank genome assembly. Lineage: Eukaryota; Metazoa; Annelida; Polychaeta; Sabellida; Oweniidae.